Molecule: messenger RNA, 2882 nt
Organism: Camellia sinensis
Lineage: Eukaryota; Viridiplantae; Streptophyta; Magnoliopsida; Ericales; Theaceae
Product: calmodulin-binding protein 60 D
Biological process (GO): regulation of salicylic acid biosynthetic process
Cellular component (GO): nucleus
Molecular function (GO): calmodulin binding; DNA-binding transcription factor activity; sequence-specific DNA binding
Source: RefSeq, a predicted model, not a curated record
GCAGUAGAAUCAUUUUGGAUGUUAGCGGAUCGAGCGAGCGACGCAGCCAAGAAGAUUCCCAGACGUUUCCUCUGAACUUUCCCGGAAACUCUCUUCCCCCUUUCAAUUUUCCCGCUUUCUCUCUUUCCUCUUUCUCUUUUCCCUUUUAUUUAUUUUUUUACUUUUCCCUUUCUCUUUUCCCAUUGGAAUCUACGACUAAAAAAAAAAAAAAAAAAAAACUUUGUUUGAGUAGCUGAACUCUGAAGGUCAUUGUUUUUUCCCAGAUCAGAUCUGAUUUGGGACUGUUUGGGAGCUGAGAAAAUGCAGAGCAGGUAUAUGGAGAGAUCGAAGAGCAUGGGGAGGGAAAAGCGACCUCUGGAUCCAGGUUCCAGUGAGGAAGGUCAGCGGGACCAGAAACGACCUGCUCUUGCCAGUGUUAUUGUUGAAGCUCUCAAGGUGGAUAGUCUCCAGAAACUCUGCUCAUCACUGGAGCCUAUUCUUCGGAGAGUGGUUAGUGAAGAGGUGGAGCGUGCUUUGGCAAAGUUAGGCCCCACUAAAAUUAAUGGGAGGGUUUCUCCAAAACGAAUAGGAGGGCCAGAUGGGAGAAACUUGCAGCUUCACUUCAGGUCCAGAUUGUCGCUUCCACUCUUUACUGGAGGGAAAAUAGAAGGGGAGCAGGGUGUAGCGAUCCACAUUGUUUUGCUAGAUGCAAACACCGGUCGUGUUGUAACAUCAGGUCCAGAGUCUUCAGUGAAACUAGAUGUUGUUGUGCUUGAAGGUGAUUUUAAUAAUGAGGAUGAAGAAAGCUGGAGUCAGGAAGAAUUUGAGUCUCAUAUUGUGAAAGAGCGUGAAGGAAAGAGGCCUCUUCUGAAUGGGGAAUUGCAAGUGAUGUUGAAGGAAGGAAUAGGGACCCUAGGGGAGCUUACAUUUACUGACAACUCUAGCUGGAUUAGGAGCAGAAAGUUUAGAUUGGGUCUAAAAGUUGCCUCGGGCUGUUGUGAAGGCAUUUGUAUUCGUGAAGCAAAAACAGAUGCCUUCAUUGUCAAGGAUCACAGAGGAGAAUUAUACAAGAAGCACUAUCCACCUGCAUUUAAUGAUGAGGUCUGGAGACUGGAGAAGAUUGGCAAAGAUGGAUCAUUUCACAAGAGACUUUUUAAAGCUGGAAUAUAUACAGUUGAAGACUUCCUACGGCAUGCAGUGAGAGACCUGCAGAGAUUACGGAAUAUACUGGGAAGUGGCAUGUCGAAUAAGAUGUGGGAUGUCCUUGUAGAGCAUGCAAAGACUUGUGUUCUGAGCGGGAAACUUUAUAUUUACUAUCCUGAUGAUGUGAGGAAUGUUGGUGUUGUUUUUAACAACAUCUAUGAAUUGUGUGGCUUAAUUGCAGGCGGACAAUAUUACCCAUCUGAUUCUCUUUCUGAUAGUCAGAAGGUCCAUGUGGAUACCUUGGUGAAGACUGCAUAUGAAAACUGGAUGCAUGUUAUAGAGUAUGAUGGCGAGUCUCUUUUAAGCUUCACUCAGAAUAAAAACUCAGCUGCUUCUCAAAAUGAUGGUACUGUAGGCCCACAAGAUUAUUCUACCGCCUUUGAUCCUCAGCUCACACUACCGAGUCUUCCAGUUUCGAUUCCUUUGGAGCAGCCCUCAAUGAAUCCAGCCCUAACUGCAGGAGGACACGAUGUUAGCAUUGGUACUCGAUAUCCAAUACAGUCACAGAAUGUGAACCUCAAUGCUCCUAUUCAGUUCGAUAACCCUUCAUUUUCUCCACAUAACCAAAUGAUCAAUGCUUCACAACUAGUCCAGCCUCCUGGAAGUGAGAGUUUGCUGGCCCUUGGUUUACAACAACCAUCCAUGUCAGGCUUUGAGAUUGGUGGACCAUCUAAUUUUACGUCUUACAGGGGAUUUGAGGACUUUAUUCCGGAGGAGGAGAUUCGCAUGAGAAGUCAUGAGAUGCUAGAAAAUGAAGAUAUGCAGCAUCUACUUCACAUUUUCAACACGGGUAGCCAUGGUCCCACCUCUACUAAUGUCUUGGAUAAUGGUUACCCUUACUCAUCAGCAGCAUACAUCCAUAAUCAAUCUUCAAACCAUGCUUUUGAUGACCGGGCACGUCCCUCAGGCAAAGCUGUUGUAGGGUGGCUCAAACUCAAGGCGGCCCUGAGAUGGGGCAUAUUCAUCAAGAAGAAAGCUGCUGAGAGACGAGCACAACUUGUCGAGUUGGAUGAUUCAUAAAGAUGAUCUCCUUGGUUUUGGUGUCUGAUCUGUAUUUAAUGAAUUUUUAACUUGAGCGAGGACUAUGCUCCUGGAUUUUGAAUUGUUGGAUACGGUCUGGAUACUCGAAACAUCUGCUGUUCCUCAGACUCAACCUGACAUCUGGGCUCCUUUCUGCUUGUAUAGUUUUUGCAUGUACAGUAAGAUUGCUUCAUCUAUCAACCUCAUAAUUACAGUUUGUCUUCCAUUUGUUACAAGGAAGCUUCUCAGGAUACUAGUCUGCAUCUUCUGUCUGAUCAACAGUGUUGGUUAUUCCAACUAAAGAUGCUUGCAGAUGACUCGGACAUAAUGUGGCCAUAAAAGCUUGGAAUUUUAGCAUGGGUCUGUCUUUUGCAUUGGAUAUCAAAAUUAGCACGGUAGAAGCAGGAGUAGCUUUCUUGUACGAACGGUAAUCUGUUGUACCUUAUUGUUCUCUUAUAGCAUUGUGUUGGUGGAAAUCAAACACAAUAAUUAGUGUUGUAUGUUGCUUGUAUGUUGAAAUCUAACACAAUAAUAAGUAGUAACUCUGAAAAUUAGUUGAGUGCAUUCUAAUGUAAGAUAACAGCUUUUGAACUACUGUAAUAAUCAUAAGUCUGAUAUGUUUACAUUACUGGAUUAAAAGUAUGUUUUGAUUAUUUGAAGGAUCUAUAGCAUUGGCUUCA